AUGGAUUCUAUUCGAGUCAUUCCUUUGGGUGCUGGGCAGGAUGUAGGCAGAAGUUGCAUUCUUGUCACGCUCGGUGGUAAAAAUAUCAUGUUUGAUUGUGGAAUGCACAUGGGUUAUAAUGAUGACAGAAAAUUCCCUGACUUCACUUACAUUACUGAUAAGGGGGGUCUGAAUGAGUACUUGGAUUGUGUAAUUAUUAGCCAUUUCCAUCUUGAUCACUGUGGUGCUCUUCCUUAUAUGACCGAAGUAAUAGGCUACGAUGGUCCAAUCUAUAUGACUCAUCCUACCAAAGCAAUUUGCCCAAUACUUUUGAUUAUCGUAAAAUCAACGUCGAGCGGAGAGGAGAUCAAAAUUUUUUCACUUCUGAUAUGA
Schistosoma turkestanicum is the source of this 372-nucleotide messenger RNA. The record is from the annotation of a GenBank genome assembly. NCBI's taxonomy places the organism in Eukaryota, Metazoa, Platyhelminthes, Trematoda, Strigeidida, Schistosomatidae.